Messenger RNA from Rhodotorula graminis WP1, 1671 nucleotides. RefSeq lists its product as uncharacterized. Gene Ontology annotation, biological process: regulation of transcription by RNA polymerase II; cell differentiation; anatomical structure morphogenesis. Gene Ontology annotation, molecular function: RNA polymerase II cis-regulatory region sequence-specific DNA binding; DNA-binding transcription factor activity, RNA polymerase II-specific. The transcript has 3 exons. Lineage: Eukaryota; Fungi; Basidiomycota; Microbotryomycetes; Sporidiobolales; Sporidiobolaceae. The record is from RefSeq and is a predicted model, not a curated record. The coding region runs from base 1 to 1671 and encodes 556 amino acids.
AUGCAGACCUGCCCACCUUCACCCAGCGGCGACGGCGCCAUCGGCAUCCGGUGGGACGACGUGCUCGCGGUUGCGUCCCGCAGCAAUGUCGCCGCCGCACCUUCCUCCCACCGCUCCGACGCGCGCACGCCUCCUCCCUCGACCUCGCCCAACCUGUACAGCAAGGCCGACUUCCCGACGCCGACGAGCCUCGCAGCUCCUUCGCCCAUGGCACGGACCUCGUCGCAGGUGAGCGUCCCGCCGUCGCCGUUCGAGGCGGCCCUCGCGACGCUCAAGAGCCCGCCGCGUCGCACUCGGGCUUCGAGGAAGCGCACCAGCGCUGCAUCGGUCAACAGCGACACGUCGAGUUCGUCGACGGCCCCGGCGUUCGUCAACCCGGCGGCGCCGACCGCCUGGACUGGGCCGGGCUUCCCGAGCGUCCUCCUCCGCUCGGCGUCGGACUCGUCCUGUCCAACCCGUGCAUCCCUCGCUCCCCUAUCCGACCUUUCCGUCGCCGUCACCUCUGCGCCCCUGCACCCGUCACCCUUCCUGUCGGACACGUCAUCGGCCGUCGCCGAGGCGUCCACGAGCGCAUGCCGCGCCGACGACAUCAUUGUCGACUCGCCGAGUCGCAAGCGCAAGAAGACGACCAAGAAGCCCGACGGGUACAUCCCGCGCCCGCCAAACUCGUUCUUCCUGUACCGCUCGGCCCGCCUCAAGGAGCUCUCGGCGGCGCGCGACGAGUCGGACAGCUCAAAGCCCCAGCAGGCCGAGUUGUCUCGACACAUCGCGGCCAUGUGGAAGGCCGAGUCGGUCGAGGUGCGCGAGAUGUACGCUCGGCGGGCCGCCGAGGAGAAGGAGGCUCACGCGCAACGGUAUCCUGAUUACGCGUUUCGCCCGAAGCCGGCUCGUCGCUCCUCCGCCAAGGCCAAGCUCGAGCACUCGCUCGAUGACGGCGCCUCGACCUCGAUGCACGCCGCCGUCGAAGGCUCGACGUGGUCGACGUCGGACGCCUGGACCGGCCUCGUCGGCGCCAACCCGCUCGGCGAGCUCCUCCCGGCCAUCCAGUUUUCCGGCUUCGGCUCGCCCAUCUCGCCCUCGUCCGCCUACGCAGGCUUCCCUACCACGCCGUCUACGGCGACGAGCAGCCACUUCGAGUCGGUCUUCCUGCCGCCGUCGACGGCGGCGUCCGAGGCGUGGACUACUUUCCGGUCGGCGCCGCUCGUCUGGACCGACGCUCCGGCGACGUCGUCGUCGAUGGCGUCGCUCGACCCGGCCUUGUUCACCGACUUCUGCAACCCGCCGCAGUCGGCGCCGGCCGGCCUGUCGGGCUUCGACCACGUCCUGACGCCGCCGCCGUCGACAACCGCCUACUUUGCGCCUCUCCCCGUCGUCGCCGAGUCGACCCUCCUUCCACCUCCUCCCCUCACUUACGAGGACCUCCUCGCCUCGUUCCCGUUCAGCGAGGCGGCCGCCUCGUCGCCGUUCGACCCGUCCCUCCUCGGUACCUCGUCGUCCUCGGACGAGCCGGCGCUGGCCCUUCCCGCCCUCCCCGAGCCCGACAACUCGGCCUGCGACGUCCAGGUACCGCAACACGAGUCGCUCUCGAUCCCACCGGCAGGCUACGGCAUGUCGCCCGACUCGUUCGAGGCGUUCUUCCAGACCUUUGCCGCCAACUACCCUUCUCCUUAG